This is a messenger RNA of Phytophthora sojae, 213 nucleotides long. RefSeq lists its product as hypothetical. The transcript has a single exon. The annotation marks the transcript as partial. NCBI's taxonomy places the organism in Eukaryota, Oomycota, Peronosporomycetes, Peronosporales, Peronosporaceae. The record is from RefSeq and is a predicted model, not a curated record.
CAGAUACUGCGUACCAGAAAGAAGUAUCGCGACUGCAAGGCGUUUAUGUGUCUGGAUGACUGCAUUGGCAUCCGUGAUGGCUUCAAUUUGGAGGUGCUGGUGAAGUCGAUCCCAGCACCGAGGUCCCCAGGUCGCCCUCGUAAGCAGCCGAGAAUGGGACAGCAUGAUACGACGUUCACAGGUCAUAACGCAAUCCCUAAACUAUUGACCAAA